CGUGUUCAACGACGCGAGUGCACCGUCUUGCGUCCACCAAAAUCGACGAGCGUCGAUUUUUUGGAAGCAUCAAUCAUCUCGAACAAUUGGAGUGGAUCGAUCGAGGUGAAAGGAAAAAGGGAAAAAGAAGAAAGGGCGAGUCGAGUUUCGUUCCUUCGCCAUACCAUUUUCGCUGGUAAUUGAUGCUUCGAAUAUUGGAAAUACUUUUAUUCUGAUUCCGAGAAUAAGGUGUCGGGGGAAAGGAGGAUGAAUAGAACGGUGCAUUACGCGUUGGUGGCGUUCUGGGAGAAGUCGGGGUGCAAGAUCGUGGCCGAUUACCCGGCGAAGCAGGAUCCAGCUUACAGGGAGAUCGCUUUGAGCACGGUCGAUGGACUAAAGUCGGUGGAGAACGACAAGAUCAGCUUCGAUCGGGGCAAGUACACGGUACACGUGCUCAUCGGUGAACUUCACUACGCCUGUCUGACCCUGAAACCGGAUUGCCCUUCGUCAGCAGCCAAGCUGGAAUCUUGUUCCCAGGUGUUUCUGGAGAGGUUGAGAAACAUUUACAAAGAGCUUCCUAUCCUGGCCGAUCUGACGAGAGAUCUAACCAGUUUGACUAUCAUCGAUCUCUCGAAACCUCUGAAAAAGAUAGUGGAUGAAUACAAUCAACAUAAUACCGACGUGAUACCAAGAUUGGAAGGAGAACUGGCGGAAAUUCGCGAAACAUUGAUGGACGGGGUUCAGAAAUUGAUCGACAGAGGCGAGAGGCUUGACGAACUCGUUCGAAAGACUCAGAGCUUGCAAAUUAUGUCAAAGGAUUUUCACGUAUUGGCAAGAACGAACAAGAAGAGGAAGAACGCCAUUAUGGCGGCGAUGACGGUGACGUUUAUGUUUCUCUCCACGACCCUCUUCGUGUUUCUACUCUACGUAGGGAUUCUCUGAAAAAUUGUUAUUAUUAUUAUUAUUAAACGUAACGCAUAAGAUUUUCUGAGAUAUACGAGAAAAUAAAUAAUUUAUUA
Apis laboriosa (Himalayan honeybee) is the source of this 998-nucleotide messenger RNA. RefSeq lists its product as uncharacterized. The transcript has 4 exons. Bases 247 to 921 code for a protein of 224 amino acids. The record is from RefSeq and is a predicted model, not a curated record. NCBI's taxonomy places the organism in Eukaryota, Metazoa, Arthropoda, Insecta, Hymenoptera, Apidae.